AUUUCGAGGAAAGACGAGAUGAACCGGUACACGGCACGCGAUUUUUGCGCAAGAAACACUCGCGGACUCGCAUCGCAACUUCGACUAUCAUCGACAGUACCACGUUCGCACCUCCGAUAGAAGCCACCGCGGUGCCAAAUCGACAAUGACGCGCCACUGUUCUUUCGUUCUCUCGAUUCUGGCUCUCUCGAUCGCCGGUUGCGUGUUGGCCGUCCAGGCUGAAACGAGCUCCCUGCGAAGAGAGUUUUACGGGCCGAGCAAACCGGAAUUCCUCGUCGAGUACCUGGAAGGUCACGGUUCGCCGCAGGAGAAUGCGGCGCAGGACGAACGAUAUCGGUCGGUUCGACCGAGCAACGUCGAACGCCGGUUGUUUAGCAGGGGAUCGAUCCUUCCAGGAAAAGGUCGGUGGUACGUGCACGAAGGAAAGGCCGAAGACGAUCGAUUCUCGCGGAACCUGGAUCAGAUCGGUGGCGGCAACCUGUUGCGCAGGGGACUGGUGGUCGAGCGAGAGGGCUCGUACGACAGCUCCCGUCGCUGGUUGCCAUCGCGGAGAAAUCUCGAUCAAAUAGGAGGCGGAAAUUUGCUUCGAGAGGCGGACUAUCGCGGCGAACGCAACUUGGACAGCAUCGGUGGAGGGAAUCUCGUUCGCGGGCUGGGCGGCACGGCCGAUCAUCUUCGUAGGAAUUUGGAUCAGAUCGGCGGAGGAAAUUUGGUGCGCGAUGUGCCCGACGACGGGUCUCGAGAGCCGGCCGAGACUCGCGCGACGACCAGGACGACCCAGCGGACGACCGUCCGCGACGCCAGCAAAUCGAUCGCGCUCUCUCCGAUCGAUAGACAACUGCUCGAGCGGUUCGUCAAGCGAAACAUCGACGAGAUCGACCGCACGGCAUUCGACAAUUUCUUCAAGCGAAACCUCGACGAGAUAGAUCGCGUCGGCUGGAGCGGAUUCGUCAAGAGACUCGCAGACGACGUGGUCACCGGCGACGGCAGGACGAACGUGCUGGCACAGCGCGGCUGAAACAAAUUCCACGCGUUGGAAAACAUCGAACCA
Molecule: messenger RNA, 1051 nt
Organism: Bombus impatiens (common eastern bumble bee)
Lineage: Eukaryota; Metazoa; Arthropoda; Insecta; Hymenoptera; Apidae
Exons: 5
Coding region: 146-1018 (290 amino acids)
Source: RefSeq, a predicted model, not a curated record